Messenger RNA from Penicillium nucicola, 1998 nucleotides. Its product is annotated as anion exchange family protein. Lineage: Eukaryota; Fungi; Ascomycota; Eurotiomycetes; Eurotiales; Aspergillaceae. The record is from RefSeq and is a predicted model, not a curated record. Gene Ontology annotation, molecular function: solute:inorganic anion antiporter activity; borate efflux transmembrane transporter activity. Gene Ontology annotation, biological process: transmembrane transport; monoatomic anion transport; borate transport. The transcript has 5 exons. Gene Ontology annotation, cellular component: fungal-type vacuole; plasma membrane. The coding region runs from base 1 to 1998 and encodes 665 amino acids.
AUGCAAGGAUCCUCGCACGGAGACUUCUCUCUGCCCGGGCCAAACAUGCACACUUCCGCCUCCGCCCAGCGGAAACCUUCCUGGCAGUCCCAGCGUCUAUCCUCUGUGCGCUCAAUACGGUCCGGAAGAUCAAACCACGCAUCAGCGCGCGAAUUCGCCCAGACGGCGGAGGAACAGCAGCAUGCGGUACCAGAGGACUCGCAGCGCCAUACAUCGACUGCAACUUCGGCGCACUCAGCCAAGUCGAAAUGGUGGCAUGUCCAUUUGUUCCGGGGUAUGGUCAAUGAUUUGAAGCGCCGCGCACCGUAUUAUUGGAGUGAUUGGACUGAUGCGUGGGAUUAUCGCGUUAUCCCUGCGACGGUUUAUAUGUAUUUUGCUAACAUUUUACCUGCUUUGGCUUUCUCUUUGGAUAUGUUUGAGAAGACGAGUCAGAGCUAUGGGGUAAAUGAGGUCCUACUUGCGUCUGUUCUUGGGGCUAUUGUUUUCUCCCUGUUUGCAGCGCAGCCGUUGGUUAUUGUGGGUGUCACUGGCCCCAUCACUGUGUUCAACUAUACUGUUUACGACAUCAUUGCCCCCCGAGGAACUCCUUAUCUCGCUUUUAUGUGUUGGAUUGGCAUUUGGUCGUUGAUUAUGCACUGGAUUCUGGCUAUCACCAAUUCCUGCAACGCAUUGACCUACGUCACCCGAUUUUCGUGCGACAUCUUUGGCUUUUACGUUGCUUGUAUCUAUCUCCAGAAAGGUAUCCAAGUCCUCACCAGGCAAUGGGGCUCUGUAGGAGAAACAUCUGCAUACCUGGCCAUCAUGGUCGCACUACUCGUCUUGAUGAGUGCAUGGAUAUGUGGAGAAUUGGGCAACAGCAAUCUGUUCAAGCGAUUCAUUCGGAAGUUCCUGGAGGACUAUGGCACCCCUCUGACCAUCAUCUUCUUCACUGGCUUCAUUCAUAUUGGCCACAUGAGAGACGUUGACGUAGCUACGCUUCCUACCAGCAAGGCCUUUUUCCCUACUCUCGAUCGUUCAUGGCUGGUGCGAUUCUGGGAUAUCGACGUUGGUGAUAUUUUCCUCGCUAUUCCAUUCGCAGUGCUUCUUACUAUUCUCUUCUACUUCGAUCACAAUGUCUCUUCUCUCAUUGCCCAAGGAACUGAGUUCCCUCUGAGAAAGCCAGCCGGCUUCCAUUGGGAUCUCUGGCUUCUCGGCCUCACAACAUUCGUAGCUGGUCUGCUGGGAAUUCCUUUCCCGAACGGUCUAAUCCCGCAAGCACCUUUCCACACAGCCGCUCUAUGCGUCACCCGCCAAGUCGCAGACGAAGACGACACAAACAAAGGCAAAGCAAUCCGGAUAACAGAUCACGUCGUCGAGCAACGAGUCAGUAAUUUUGCUCAGGGGCUUUUGACUCUAGGCACAAUGACCGGUCCAUUACUCAUCGUCCUUCACCUGAUUCCGCAGGGCGUCAUGGCUGGUCUCUUCUUCGUCAUGGGAGUCCAAGCUCUGCAGGGCAACGGCAUUACACAGAAAUUGAUAUUCCUCGCCCAAGACAAGAAGUUCACACCUGCUUCAAAUCCUCUUAAGCGGAUUGAGCGCCGUGUAGCGAUCUGGGCUUUCGUCCUUCUUGAAUUGGUCGGCUUUGGUGCUACUUUCGCUAUCACCCAAACUAUCGCUGCCAUCGGGUUUCCUGUUAUCAUUCUGCUCCUCAUCCCUGUUCGGUCGUUCCUUUUGCCUAAGUGGUUUACUCGGGAAGAGCUUGCUGCCCUCGACGGUCCCACUGCUAGUCCGUUUACUAUGGAAAGCGUGGGCGGUACUCAUGGUCUUGAAGAUGAUUCCAAUGAGGCGGUGGCUAGUGGAGCAAAUGGGUCUUCUAGUGGAGGUGACGGAAUCUUGGGAAGCCGUCACUCGACGUCUUCUGACUCGGCUGUUGAGGAUAAUGAUUUGGAGCGUGGAGAGGCGUAUGAGCUUCCCACUCGAAUUUCGCGUCGGAGAAGCACUACUACCAGGGAUGACUGA